GAGUGUGUCGAGUGCAGGUGAUAUUUCUGUUCCUGUUGGAUGUAUAUGUAAAAUAGAUGGCGAAAAGCAGGAAAUGAGCGUAGUGCAUGUUCCUGAUCUGACUGUCUCUGUCUGAGCCAAUGAGACUUUGAUUGAGGCAACAGGUAGUUAAUGUGUAACAGGGCAGAGGUGCAACCUUCAGCAGACAUUUGUUUAGCUCUUAUGACUCGGUCACAAGAAGCACAGGAAGCAGAGGAGAACAGGGCUUCGUGGACAGUGUGGUUUCAGUGUGUGAAGCUGAAUUGUUUUGUUUGUUGGGACUAAGACACAAAGCUGCGAUGGCUGACACGGACUCUCAGUCAGCGGCCACUGGCUCGACUGCCAAGCUCGACCAAGUGCAAGGUCAGGUGAACGAGGUUAAAGUUAUCCUGAAAGACAACAUCAACAAAGUGCUGGAGAGGGGGGACAGAUUAGAUGAUCUGAUCGGGAAGACUGACGGCCUGCAGGCGUCCGCCGACUCAUUCCAGAGAACAUCCACACGUGUGGCCAGGAAAUACUGGUGGAAAAACAUUAAACUGAUGAUUAUAAUCGGCGUCAUUGUGCUGAUCAUAAUUAUCCUCAUCAUCCUCUUUGCCACUAAGGUUAUAUAAAUCUUUACAGGCUCAGGACUGAAAACAAUGACGUUAGUGGCUAAAGUUCACUUAUACAGCCGACAUUUAUUGAGUAAUUUUGAAUUUGUUUUCUCAAUAGUGAUCGUCUCAGCUCAAACAAGGACGCGUUUUAUAUAAUGAUCAAAGUGUAUCUCUGCAAAAUCUUCAGAUGUAAAGAUUAAAUUCAGACUAACAGAGUUCAAAUUGUAAUGAAGUUUGCUGAAAUAUUUCCUUUAACACUCCAAGUCCUUAACAUAUGAGCCAUAUUAGUAAUUCACACAGGACCAUAAAUCCAAAUAAGUG
Messenger RNA from Paralichthys olivaceus (Japanese flounder), 932 nucleotides. Its product is annotated as vesicle-associated membrane protein 8. The record is from RefSeq and is a predicted model, not a curated record. Lineage: Eukaryota; Metazoa; Chordata; Actinopteri; Pleuronectiformes; Paralichthyidae. Gene Ontology annotation, molecular function: syntaxin binding; SNAP receptor activity. Gene Ontology annotation, biological process: mucus secretion; vesicle fusion; SNARE complex assembly. Gene Ontology annotation, cellular component: SNARE complex; mucin granule; plasma membrane.